Astrephomene gubernaculifera is the source of this 3088-nucleotide messenger RNA. Lineage: Eukaryota; Viridiplantae; Chlorophyta; Chlorophyceae; Chlamydomonadales; Astrephomenaceae. The record is from the annotation of a GenBank genome assembly.
GUUUUCGCUACAGAAUGCUGUCUUGCAAGUACCCAAAUGCAGACGCUUGUCCACAGACAUGCAUACGCGCAGCCCAAACUAUGCGCCGACAGGAGCUGCCGGUCCUGCAAAGUCUUGUUAGCACUGCGUCAUGGAUCAGGCCUUAAAAGUAGCCCUACACACGCCUCUCAAUUGGCAGCGCCUGCUGGUAGCCUUCCGGCUGAGCAUGUUCAUGCGCUUUCCAAUUCUCCAAGCCCCAUACUUCAUCAAGAACAUAGAUACAGUGUGCGUGAGGACAGCACAUGGCCCUGCCAUGGACAAGUUCAGUUGCAUGCCCCAUCAAAAGAAGCCGCAGCAGCGCUGCUGAAAGCUGUGGCAGAGCCGCUAGUACGGACGCAUCGGUGGUUGCGCCUUGGCGGGGGCCUCAACCACUUGCUCCUGUAUGAGCUGUUGAAAGUCUUCGUGGCCUAUGGUGGAGAACGCGAACUCAUCCUUGCAAGCUCCGAAGAGCUUGACUGGUCUUUGCCGUACCAAGCCUGGUCAAAUGGCUCCGCCGGCAACGGAAGCAACUCCCGUCCCGGUGAGGACGAGCGCAACGAUGGCCACGGCGACGGCAGCAGCAGACGCAACAGCCAGGAACACGACACAUUAAGACAGCAACAACGACUACAUCACCUGCAGCAGCACCACCAGCAGCCUGGCUUUCUGUUGUUGCGCAGCCAGCCCCAAGACCAUGCGCGCACGCAGGGCGCCGCUUCCACGUUGCAUGCAAUCGCAAGCGGCGCUUGUCGUCCGGUGUUGGUGGUUGAGAUGUACGACAGUUGCGGUAGCGGCGGAGUCACUGGCGGAGAAGGUGAUGCGGAUGCAGCUAAUGCUGCCAGGUGUCGGCUGUUGGCGCGUAUGAUGGAGGCCGCAACGCAUGCAGCAGCAGCAGCAGCUACUGCUACUGCUUCUGCUGCUCACAGUGCGGCCGCUGCUACGACGCCAUCCGCUCCUCAGCAUCAGGUCGCGACCAGUCAUCAGCAGGAUGACAGCGGGGGUAGCGAUGCACGUGAUAAUGUUGGGAGGAGCGGGAGCACUGCUAGCAGCAGCAGCAGCAGGUAUGGCAGCAGCACGGUAGCCGCCACUGCGUCGCCGGUAAUGGUCUGGGGGCUCCUGACAAGUGUACGGACAUGGGACUUUUACUGUGUACGGCAGGUGUGUUGUACGACACAGCCGUCAUCUGCCGUAACUGGUACGGCAAACAGCAACAGCGGACCGGGUAUGGUUUACAGUGAUGCUGCGGCACAGUUUCAGCUGUUCAGAUCCCAGGAGCUCAGCCUUUCGAACGAUGGUAUGUCGGAAUGGCCAGGGCUAGUGCCGGCGCUUGCAGCUCUGUACGGCAUCAUCUGUACGUCUGAAGGUCUAACUGUACGACAACACACCCAGCCACAUUGUACGACAAGACCGUACGACACGCAGUACGGCUCCGACACCUCCCGCGACAGCCUAAUGCGGCUGCACCUUAACAUGGCUGCUAGUUCGUACGGCAAGCCGCUGUACGGAGCGGAGAAGGAUUGGGUACGACAACGCUUGGACGAGUACGAGAUCAGUAGGGGGCGGUUUCGCACUAGCCAGGAAGCGAGCUGUGCUACGGAAACGGGGACGCUAUCGGCGAUAAGAGCAGCAAAGGCAGCGGCCACAGCGUCACCAGUUGCCCCGGCGGUUGCCACCAAAGCUGCUGCUGCUGCUGCUGUGGAUGGCGCAGCAGCAGCAGCGGAAACGGAGACCGCUUCCGCUGACGGGGCAGGCGCACUGGCGGCUGCGGCAGCGGUUGCGGCUGCUGUACAGGUGGUAGGAGGCAGUGGGGUGUGGGAUACGACUGUAGCCACGAAGACACAAGGAGGGGCUCAGGGUCGUGCGAAUCACCUGGCAGCGACAGGGGCCAUCACCUCGCAUGCGGAGAAUGCGCCAGUGACAGCUGCUGUGGCGUGUUGUCCGGAUGUCGUGCAAGCAGCUACACCGCCGGCAGCCCUCACGAGACCGGCAACAGGAGUGGAGGCGGGGAUAGCAGCAGUGGACGCUGGACGUGAGAGGCAGGCAACGGGUGCAGCGGAGGCAGAGACGGAGGUGCCUGUUGCCGCUGCUGCUGCUGCCGCUGCUAGUACCAACUCUCAUGACGCACACUCUGCAUCCGCCGCCGCCGUCGCCGCCUCUGCUGCUGCUGGGUACGCUACUGAGCGGCGGCUUGCGGAGAUACGCGAGCAGCUGGCUGGGACGCGGGAGCGGGCGGCGAGGCUCCGUGCCAGAGCGAUGGGUGCGCCGGGUGCUGGCGGUGGCGGUGGGUGUGGUAGCACUGGUGGGGUCGGCGGUAGUGGUGGUGCUGGUGGUGAAUGAAUGAAUGAGUGGAUGAGUGUGUGACCGCUGAUGUUAGCGACGGCCGUAAUUUUGAUGCCGGUAGGAUUUGCGGUGUUGAGGGAGGUACUGGAGUAGUACGGCAGUCGAGGAAGGGGAGUCAAGCAGGUGUGGGGAAUGCGGGACACAACCUGCAAGUGAUUAUGUACGGACGUGCGGUGUUGCAAGUUGUUGAGGGGCAUGGGCUGAUGGGGCGUCUGGGUGGCUGAUACGUGAUACCCUGUGCGAUUACACAAGGGCGAUACUUGCAUGCAUGAAUGCAAUGAGUAAGAAUGCUGAAAUGCAAAGAGGUGUUGGGGCAUGGUGAUAAACUCCAUUGCAUGCAAUGUACCGUAUACUUGAGUGUCCUUACUGGCCAUGGAAUUGUCUAAAGCUGUGUUAUCGGCUGGUAAAGUCCCUGCUGAGUUGGCUUCUCUCGUAACCGCGCUCUGCAGUUCUACGUUAUGAUGGUGACCCUUGGGUCGUGUUUAGCACCGCGUGGAGUGGUUGUUACGCCUUUACGACGUACAAACAUUGUUAUCGCGUGACAGUUAUGUGCUGCUGUGCUGCCUGCAUGUGUGUCUGAUUCCUCGGCUGCUCGUUGCCUAGCAUAGGGUUUGCGAGCCCAGAGCUUCAUCAUCGAGCUUUGUACGGGAAACGAGGAGCACACUGCGUGUUAAAAUGACAAAGCGAGGGACAGCUUGCUCGCACAGCAGAGCGAAACGCAUGACGAUAC